This is a messenger RNA of Thamnophis elegans (Western terrestrial garter snake), 1422 nucleotides long. RefSeq names its product pancreatic triacylglycerol lipase-like. Lineage: Eukaryota; Metazoa; Chordata; Lepidosauria; Squamata; Natricidae. The transcript has 11 exons. Gene Ontology annotation, biological process: lipid metabolic process. The record is from RefSeq and is a predicted model, not a curated record. Gene Ontology annotation, molecular function: protein binding; triacylglycerol lipase activity.
AUGGUAGAAUAUGAACUUUUGCUUCAGUUACUCAUGCCUUAAUUAUCUGACACGUAUAUAACAGGCAGAGAAGUUUGCUAUGAGCGCGUGGGCUGCUUUACAGAUGACAUCCCAUGGUCUGGAACAGUGGAACGACCCAUCGCACGACUCCCUUGGUCACCUCAAGAAAUAAAUACACGCUUUCUUCUGUAUACUCGAAAGAACCAUGAGAACUUUCAGGAAAUCACUGCAAUUCAUCCAGAAACAAUUGACAACUCCAAUUUCAAUCCCAGCAAAAUAACCCGUUUCAUCACCCAUGGAUUCAUAGACCAGGGAGAAGAAAGGUGGUUAUCAGAUAUGUGCAAGAGAAUGCUUCAAGUGGAAGAUGUGAACUGCAUUUGCAUAGAUUGGGUCAAAGGUUCCAGAUGUGCAUAUACCCAGGCAGCUAACAACAUCCGGGUGGUAGGGAGUGAAGUGGCUUAUUUUGUAAAUAUCCUUAAGGAGAAAUAUGGAUACCCUCCCUCCAUGGUACAUUUCAUUGGUCAUAGCCUUGGGGCCCAUGCAGGUUCUGAGCUGGGAAGCAGAAUAAAAGGAAUUGGAAGAAUCUCUGGACUAGACCCUGCUCAACCUUACUUUCAAGGAACUCCACCUGAGAUCAGAUUGGACAAAAAAGAUGCUGAGUUUGUUGACGUGAUUCAUACUGAUUCAGCACCAACUAUUCCAUACUUAGGGUUUGGGAUGAGUCAAGCAAUUGGACAUCUUGAUUUUUAUCCAAAUGGAGGAGAACAAAUGCCAGGAUGUAAAAGAAACGCUCUUUCACAAAUAGUGGAUAUUGAUGGCAUUUGGGAAGGAACCCGUGACUUUGUGGCCUGUAACCAUCUACGGAGCUAUAAAUAUUAUUCAGAUAGCAUUCUAUUUCCAAAUGGAUUUUUGGGCUACCCUUGUGGAGCAUACAACUUAUUUGAAAAAGGCACCUGCUUCCCGUGUCCAGCAGGUGGAUGUCCUCCUAUGGGUCAUUAUGCAGAUCGAUUUAAAGACAAUAUCACUUCUGAAUUUACUAAGCUUUAUUUGAACACUGGAGACGCCAAAAACUUUUCCCGUUGGAGAUACAAGUCAUCAGUCACACUGUCUGGAAAAAGCAGCGUCUGGGGACACAUAAAUAUUGCCCUGUAUGGGAGCGGAGGAAACACAAGGCAAUAUGAAAUUUUCAGGGGGAGGCUCAAACCUGGUGAGAUUCAUACCAACCAAAUAGAUGUAGAACUUAAGGUUGGAACCAUCACUAAGGUUAAAUUUAUUUGGAACAACAUUUACAUAAACCCAACUUUGCCCCGACUAGGAGCAACAAAGAUUACAGUGCAAGAUGGAGAAACUGGGAAUGUAUUCCAUUUCUGCGGCAGUGAAACUGUAAGAGAAGGUGUGCUGCAAACACUUACACCAUGCUGA